Coregonus sp. 'balchen' is the source of this 27258-nucleotide messenger RNA. The record is from the annotation of a GenBank genome assembly. Lineage: Eukaryota; Metazoa; Chordata; Actinopteri; Salmoniformes; Salmonidae.
AUGUCAUUCUUCCCUGUAAUACGAUCCAAGGCCUACUGCCUGCUGCCUGUCCUCAUCCCCUCAUCCCAGCUCCUCUGGUCCUUUGAUGCUCCUGCCUCCCUCCCACCCCCCUCCCUCCUCCUCCCCCUCUUCCAGGCCCUCCAGACAGUUUCCAUGGAGACCACCGUGGGGAGUCAUAUAGUUUCCUCCAACCUCGUUGUCCAAUGACCAUGUCACAUCACCCUGCAGUGCACAGCCCAUCACAGACAGGAGAGAGGGGAGAGAGCCUAUUAGUUGUACCUGUACUAUACUCCACUGUUAUAAACUACAUGACCAAAGCAUGUGGACACCUGCUCGUCGAACAUCUCAUUCCAAAAUCAUGGGCAUUAAUAUGGAGUUGGUACCCCCUUUGCUGCUAUAACAGCAUCCACUCUUCUGGGAAGGCUUUUCACUAGAUGUUGGAACAUUGCUGCUGGGAUUUGCUUCCAUUCAGCCACGAGCAUUAGUGAGGUCGGGCACUGAUGUUGGGUGAUUAGGCCUGGCUCGCAGUCGGCGUUCCAAAGGUGUUCGAUGGGGUUGAGGUCAGGGCUCUGUGCAGGCCAGUCAAGUUCACUCCCUGUACUUCCCGACUCCCAGCGUACACGUUACAGAAUAACGCCUCGGGUUCAGGGAGUUCUUUGUUUUUGUUGGUGACGUCGGGUCCGGGUGCCGCUGCCGAAGCAACCGGGAUGCCUCAGCUGGCUCGAGAGGUUCACAAGCCUCGGUUGGCUCGGCAGGUUCCCAUGCCUCAGCCGGCUCGUCGGGCUCCCAUGCCUCAGCCGGCUCUACAGGUUCCCACGCCUCAGCAGAAGCGAUCGGCCCGCUCCUGGUCCCCGGGACCAUCCCUCUGGUCGGCGUCCUGCGGCUGGAGCUGCGCGUCAGGGAGGGGGUACUGUCACGUACAGUUGAAGUCAGAAGUUUACAUACACUUAGGUUGGAGUCAUUAAAACUCGUUUUUCAACCACUCCACUAAUUUCUUGUUAACAAACUAUAGUUUUGGCAAGUCGGUUAGGACAUCUACUUUGUGCAUGACACAAGUAAUCUUUCCAACAGUUGUUUACAGACAGAUUAUUUCACUUAUAAUUCACUGUAUCACAAUUCCAGUGGGUCAGAUGUUUACAUACACUAAGUUGACUGUGCCUUUAAACAGCUUGGAAAAUUCCUGAAAAUGAUGUCAUGGCUUUAGAAGCUCCUGAUAGGCUAAUUGACAUAAUUUGAGUCAAUUGGAGGUGUACCUGUGGAUGUAUUUCUAGGCCUACAUUCCAACGCAGUGCCUCUUUGCUUGACAUCAUGGGAAAAUCAAAAGAAAUCAGCCAAGACCUCAGAAAGAAAAUUGUAGACCUCCACAAGUCUGGUUCAUCCUUGGGAGCAAUUUCCAAACGCCUGAAGGUACCACGUUCAUCUGUACAAACAAUAGUACGCAAGUAUAAACACCAUGGGACCAAGCAGCCGUCAUACCACUCAGGAAGGGGACGCGUUCUGUCUCCUAGAGAUGAACGUACUUUGGUGCGAAAAGUGCAAAUCAAUCCCAGAACAACAGCAACAGACCUUGUGAAGAUGCUGGAGCAAACAGGUACAAAAGUAUCUAUAUCCACAGUAAAACGAGUCCUAUAUCGACAUAACCUGAAAGGCCGCUCAGCAAGGAAGAAGCCACUGCUCCAAAACCGCCAUAAAAAAGCCAGACUACAGUUUGCAACUGCACAUGGCGACAAAGAUCGUACUUUUUGGAGAAAUGUCCUCUGGUUUGAUGAAACAAAAAUAUAACUGUUUGGCCAUAAUGACCACCGUUAUGUUUGGAGGAAAAAGGGAGCUAUUUGCAAGCCGAAGAACACCAUCUCAACCGUGAAGCACGGGGGUGGCAGCAUCAUGCUGUGGGGGUUCUUUGCUGCAGGAGGGACUGGUGUACUUCACAAAAUAGAUGGCAACAUGAGGAAAGAAAAUUAUGUGGAUAUAUUGAAGCAACAUCUCAAGACAUCAGUCAGGAAGUUAAAGCUUGGUCGCAAAUGGGUCUUCCAAAUGGACAAUGACCCCAAGCAUACUUCCAAAGUUGUGGCAAAAUGGCUUAAGGACAACAAAGUCAAGGUACUGGAGUGGCCAUCACAAAGCCCUGACCUCAAUCCUAUAGAAAUUAUGUGGGCAGAACUGAAAAAGUGUGUGCGAGCAAGGAGGCCUACAAACCUGACUCAGUUACACCAUCUCUGUCAGGCGGAAUGGGCCAAAAUUCACCCAAGUUAUUGUGGGAAGCUUGUGGAAGGCUACCCGACACGUUUGACCCAAGUUAAACAAUUUAUAGGCAAUGCUACCAAAUACUAAUUGAGUGUAUGGAAAGUUCUGACCCACUGGGAAUGUGAUGAAAGAAAUAAAAGCUGAAAUAAAUCAUUCUCUCUACUAUUAUUCUGACAUUUCACAAUCUUAAAAUAAAGUGGUGAUCCUAACUGACCUAAGACAGGGAAUGUUUACUCGGAUUAAAUGUCAGGAAUUGUGAAAAACUGAGUUUAAAUGUAUUUGGCUAAGGUAUAUGUAAACUUCCGACUUCAACUGUAUACUCCCUCUCCAGCGUUCGAGGUCGCCAGUCUGCUCAUUAUUACGCACACCUGCCACCAUCGUUACGCGCACCUGCGCCUCAUAAGACUCACCUGGACUCCAUCACCUUCCUGAUUACCUCCCCUAUAUACAGUGGGGAAAAAAAGUAUUUAGUCAGCCACCAAUUGUGCAAGUUCUCCCACUUAAAAAGAUGAGAGAGGCCUGUAAUUUUCAUCAUAGGUACACGUCAACUAUAUAUAGGUGGUUGUCACGCCCGGAGCCGGAUCCGCCUCCGAGGCGGAAUGCCCACCCGGCCCCUGUUAAGUAAAGGUUGUGCGGUCGGAGUCCGCACCUUUGGGGGGGGUACUGUCAUGCCCUGACUCUGGGGACUCUUAUUUGUUGAGUCAGGGUGUGAUUUUCUAUGUGGUGUAGAUCUAUGUUUAUAGUCUAGUAUGUCUAGAUCUAUGUUGGCCGGUAUGGUUCCCAAUCCGAGGCAGCUGUCGCUCGUUGUCUCUGAUUGGGGACCAUACUUAGGCAGCCUAUUGGCACUAGUGGGUGGUGGGAUCUUAUUCCGUAUAAGGUAUGUUGUUUGUGUCUACCUUGGACUUCACGUUUAGUUUCGUUUAUUGUUUUGUCGAGUGUUUAUUAAGUUUAAAUAAAGAUGUAUGCAUAUCACGCUGCGCCUUGGUCUGACCCGUCCUUCAACGAACGUGACAUAUUGACCAAAUACUUAUUUUCCACCAUAAUUUGCAAAUAAAUUCAUUAAAAAUCCUACAAUGUGAUUUUCUGGAGAAAAAAAAUUCUCAAUGUGUCUGUCAUAGUUGACGUGAACCUAUGAUGAAAAUUACAGGCCUCUCUCAUCUUUUUAAGUGGGAGAACUUGCACAAUUGGUGGUUGACUAAAUACUUUUUUUCCCCACUGUAUGUCACUCCUUUUGGUUCCUUCCCUAGGCGUUAUUGAUUCUGUUCCUGUGUUUCAUGUCUGUACGCUACUCCUGUUUCUUGUUUCAUUUAUUAUUAAAUUCACUCCCUGUACUUGCUUCCCGACUCCCAGAGUACACGUUACAGAAUAACACGGUACUCUCUCCUCUCUUUCUCUCUGCUCUCUUUCUCUCUCAUCCUUACACCUUGUCAUGUUUCCAUCCUGAAGCAAAACCAUUCCCUCCCUUCCGUGUUUACUUCAAACCUCUCUCUCUCUCUCUCUCGGCUCUCUGCUCUCUAGUCCUCUCGUCUCUAUCGAUCUCUCUCUCUCUCGAUCUAGGCUCGCGCUCUCUCCUCUGCUCUGCUCUCUCUUCUCCCUCUCUCUCUCUCUCUCCCCACAGCAGCAUCAUGCCCCUGUCUCCCACGCCACAGAAAGUCUGUUAUGUUGUUACAGCAAAUCUGCUGUGUGGCAUGUUUGGCGUGUGUUAGCAUUAGUCAGUGUCUUUAUACAUUAAUAAAAGCCCUGUGACGCUUCUCUGUCACAGAGUUUCAUCUGUUCCCUGUGUACGGCAGCAUAGUCUCUGGGCUGAGAGCUUUUGGUGCUAUUGAGUGUUAACACACACACACAAAAACACAGGCACGCUCGCACACACACAUACACAACACAUACAGUGGGGGAAAAAAGUAUUUAGUCAGCCACCAAUUGUGCAAGUUCUCCCACUUAAAAAGAUGAGAGAGGCCUGUAAUUUUCAUCAUAGGUACACGUCAACUAUGACAGACAAAUUGAGAUUUUUUUUCUCCAGAAAAUCACAUUGUAGGAUUUUUUAUGAAUUUAUUUGCAAAUUAUGGUGGAAAAUAAGUAUUUGGUCACCUACAAACAAGCAAGAUUUCUGGCUCUCACAGACCUGUAACUUCUUCUUUAAGAGGCUCCUCUGUCCUCCACUCGUUACCUGUAUUAAUGGUACCUGUUUGAACUUGUUAUCAGUAUAAAAGACACCUGUCCACAACCUCAAACAGUCACACUCCAAACUCCACUAUGGCCAAGACCAAAGAGCUGUCAAAGGACACCAGAAACAAAAUUGUAGACCUGCACCAGGCUGGGAAGACUGAAUCUGCAAUAGGUAAGCAACUUGGUUUGAAGAAAUCAACUGUGGGAGCAAUUAUUAGGAAAUAGAAGACAUACAAGACCACUGAUAAUCUCCCUCGAUAUGGGGCUCCACGCAAGAUCUCACCCCGUGGGGUCAAAAUGAUCACAAGAACGGUGAGCAAAAAUCCCAAAACCACACGGGGGGACCUAGUGAAUGACCUGCAGAGAGCUGGGACCAAAGUAACAAAGCCUACCGUCAGUAACACACUACGCCGCCAGGGACUCAAAUCCUGCAGUGACAGACGUGUCCCCCUGCUUAAGCCAGUACAUGUCCAGGCCCAUCUGAAGUUUGCUAGAGUGCAUUUGGAUGAUCCAGAAGAGGAUUGGGAGAAUGUCAUAUGGUCAGAUGAAACCAAAAUAGAACUUUUUGGUAAAAACUCAACUCGUCGUGUUUGGAGGACAAAGAAUGCUGAGUUGCAUCCAAAGAACACCAUACCUACUGUGAAGCAUGGGGGUGGAAACAUCAUGCUUUGGGGCUGUUUUUCUGCAAAGGGACCAGGACGACUGAUCCGUGUAAAGGAAAGAAUGAAUGGGGCCAUGUAUCGUGAGAUUUUGAGUGAAAACCUCCUUCCAUCAGCAAGGGCAUUGAAGAUGAAACGUGGCUGGGUCUUUCAGCAUGACAAUGAUCCCAAACACACCGCCCGGGCAACGAAGGAGUGGCUUCGUAAGAAGCAUUUCAAGGUCCUGGAGUGGCCUAGCCAGUCUCCAGAUCUCAACCCCAUAGAAAAUCUUUGGAGGGAGUUGAAAGUCCGUGUUGCCCAGCGACAGCCCCAAAACAUCACUGCUCUAGAGGAGAUCUGCAUGGAGGAAUGGGCCAAAAUACCAGCAACAGUGUGUGAAAACCUUGUGAAGACUUACAGAAAACGUUUGACCUCUGUCAUUGCCAACAAAGGGUAUAUAACAAAGUAUUGAGAAACUUUUGUUAUUGACCAAAUACUUAUUUUCCACCAUAAUUUGCAAAUAAAUUCAUUAAAAAUCCUACAAUGUGAUUUUCUGGAGAAAAAAAAUCUCAUUUUGUCUGUCAUAGUUGACGUGUACAUAUGAUGAAAAUUACAGGCCUCUCUCAUCUUUUUAAGUGGGAGAACUUGCACAAUUGGUGGCUGACUAAAUACUUUUUUUCCCCACUGUACAAAGACACACACAAACACACACACACACACACACACACACACCACACAUAUCCUACCAUUCCUCCCUGACUCACUGUGGAUUCAUGUUUCUCUCUACGCCCGCCAUCCCAACUCCAAAGCUUCUCCCCCUCACUGCUUACUUCAGCAGAAACUACACAUGUAAGAAAUCCUUCACAUACAGACAGAGCACCACCAGCAACAGGCUCUCUCACUGUGUUCCCUGUGACGGGAAAACUAACAAUCCACACAACUCCUACCAGCUAAGUUAUUGUAGUACUGAAGUACUAGUUCUCAAGAACAUCAUAGACAGAGUUUGAACAACAACCACGUAAAGAUCAUCCCAAUCCCCAGGAGAUAAAUCGCAGCCCCUCCAGAACAAAUAAGUAGACAAAUUGAAUAAAAAGCCUGUUAAAGCAUUGUGCUCCAGCUAAUUAAUCCCUAGGCUUGUGGUUGUGGACUGACUUACUGCUGCCUUUAUCUCUAGGAAGAAUGUGCCCUCCUCGCGUGUUGCUUUAACUCAGAGAGCCUACUGGAGAAUGCUACUGCUUUGCUAAUGUUUUCUCCUCCUCCUUCUCCCUGCUUGCCUGCUUUUCCAUCCGUUGCAUAAAUAUUUAUUCAGCAUUAGGAGAGAGAGAGGAGUUAGAGAGGAGUGUUGUCUGGUAAAGGUGUUAAAUCCUCCUGUGUGUUGUAGAGCUGGUGGGAGUGAUUAAUGCCAGGCUAACGGCAGCUUAGAGAGAAGGAGAGGAGGACUUAAACACCAACACUAAAACUAAACACUCACGUCUGUAGGAAAAAGCCUGGAAACCAAUAUGUAUUCCUACCUCUCUGUCCCUCUCUAUUUCCCUCUCUAUUUCCCUCUCUAUUUUUCUUCUUCUUCCACUUCUUCUUCUUCUUCUUUCUCUCACGCACUCUCUCUCUCUGUCUCUUGUUUCUCUUUUUAUUCAGUCCUUGCCAACCCUAUAACUAUAUUGUACAUACUGUACAUACUACAGGUAACUGCCAAAAUAAUGGAAACACUAGAGUAAAUUAGAGAUACAAAGUAUAUUGAAAGCAGGUGCUUCCACACAGCUGUGGUUCCUGAGUUAAUUAAGCAAUUAACAUCCUAUCAUGCUUAGGGUAAUGUAUAAAAAUGCUGGGCAUGCCAUUAUUUUGGCUACCAUGGUUAUGCCCCCAUAGGAUGACAAUGUACCCAUCCACAGGACACGAGUGGUCACUGAAUGCUUUGAUGAGCAUGAAAACGAUGUAAACCAUAUGCCAUGGCCGUCUCAGUCACCAGAUCUCAACCCAAUUUAACACUUAUGGGAGAUUCUGGAGCGGCGCUUGAGACAGCGUUUUCCAACACUAUCAACAAACUAACCCUCCAGUAGAGUUCCAGACACUUGUAGAAUCUAUGCCAAGAUGCAUUGAAGCUGUUCUGGCUCGUGGUGGCCCAGCGCCCUAUUAAGAGACUUUAUGUUGGUGUUUCCUGACAGUUACCUGUAUAUUUCCAUUACCCAUUUGUGUUGUACUGUAGUCAGCUCAUAAAGCAGACUUGUGUGUAAUUCCCUGUGUGCAGAUCCUUUAUGCAUCACAUAUUUAUAGAAGCAGUUUAUGACACACACUGUAAUCAGUCAGUAGGGCUUAGGUAAGCAGCUUUUAGGUAGCAGUUACUUUAGUCUUUACUGCUUUGAUGACUGCUUCGAUGACUGCAUCGUUGAACUCGGAGCAGCAGUAUGGAGUUUGUUGAGUACUGGUACCUCUCCUUUAUUCCUCUGUAGAAGUUCACAAUCUAUAUCAGAGGAUCAUUGACCUGCGUUUUUUUUUAGGUCUAGUGUGCUUGUGAUUGAUGAGCCACAUUGAAGUACAAUGCAGGCCAUGCAUCGGUCCUGUUAACCCUGACCAGACCCGGCGCCAGAACAAAUCAGUUGGACGGGCAUAGGAGGGCACGUUUUUUCACGGGACCUCCUAUGUGUGCACGCGCUUGCGAGUUCAUAUAUAUUUUAAUGGAUGUAGUAGUAAAGGCCAUAGGCAGCUCAUGAGUUUCAAGUUUGGUGAAGCUUACAAUUUGUUCUACCAUUUCCACCGAUCUGCGUGCUACUUAUUUUUAUAUGUGUAUUUUCGUUGAACAGUUUCAUUUUAAUAAUAAAGUUUUUGUUUCUCAAAAUCAUUGUCACGUGGUUAAUCAUAAAAAUCUGAAGUAAAAUGAGCACUAACCUCUGCCAUAUGGACACAUUGAUACACUGUGAUCCACUGGCAGCUAAAGAAAUGAGAGCAUAGAACUCAGAGAUGCAGCAGUAGGCUUAUAACUUCCAUCGUCAACUAAGUGAAAUACAUAGGCCUAAAUACAUAGGCCUUAAGCAGUAGAAAAUAUCCAGAUGAAAAUUCUGGUUCUUUCAAUCACAUUCAUCUCUCUUGUCUGCCCGUCUGCCUCCCUUUCUAUAUGUCUUGACUUGAGCUAUUGCUAGUGAAGUGCAACAUUGUAUCAAAUCAUCACUAGCGAACUUACAACAUUGUAUCAACUAGACUAUUCCGGGCCCUCAUGGUUUCUUGUGCCAGUGAGCUCGGGACAGAAAUAUAUUUGUAAAAUAUUAUUCUACUUCUUCUUCUUCUUCUAUGGUAUAUUGGCGAUUGCACAAUUUAAUGUACUGUGCGGGAUGGAAACAGGAUUCCCCCAAAAAACUGAACAAACUACCAAAGAAUUAUAAUAAUACCAAACUACAAAAAAUUAAAUAAACCAAAUCAAACAGCUUUACUGUUUACAAAAUAAAACAGAUCUGAUCCCUACACAGGCCCAAGGGGAGCCUGGGAGGGCAGGCCGUCUUCCGGCCCUAGUACCCCUUGCAAGUCCCAAAAGCGUUUCUGCCGCAGCCACAAUAAUGUCCAGUUACUUAGAAUUCUUUGAGACUUGAACCGUACAGUUUAUAACUGUGGCAAUGAAUGCCACAAAAUCCACCUUUUUAACACACAGGGUAUCUUUUGACUGGCAACAAACAUUUGCAUCCACUACCAUAUCUUCACUAGCAUCACUUGUUUUCUCAAUUAUUUUAAUCACCUCCGCAUAGGAGAUGAAAUUUGUUUUUUAAGACGUUUCCACUGGAUAAAUGGGAUCAUCAGAUCAUGAUAUUUUGCUCUUUCUCACGGCUUGGUGAUUAUCGAGGCUGGAAGUGUUGGACAGAUUUUUCAAAUAGCCUACUGAGGAACUAUAUAAUUCGCAAUGGAUGUUAAAAAACAGACUUUGUUGACUUGUGUGAGGCGAAGAAAAAAUUAGUGGUGUAUAUGGUGAGUUAAGACAAUCAGAAAUAAGACAUUGCCAAUGGGCACAUUCCUACAUAUGCUUGGAUUCUGGAGAGAGAUGCACCAUAUCUUCGCCACUCCCCCCCCCCCUCCCCUUCUUCUACACAUUGUCUUUACACAUAUUUGAGACACUUUUCACUGACAGCCACAACUUAAUCAGCUAGACCUAUUGCCAUGCGCACUACCCAAACACACUUGUUUGAAACAAUCCACAGCAAAAAAUAAUAAUAAUAAACUAAUGAUCCUAUGUGGCUAAGUCAUGCUCCCUAGUGAAGUAUUUUGAAUGAUUUUAUUUAGACAGGAGUAAUUAUAUAAUGUUGGCGAAACAUCAAUUUACUUUAGGGUAAUCCAGAUUCCUAACAGUGCACUGUGCAAUCGCCAACUUUCCUUUCCAAUUCGCAAGAGGCUGAAACCAGAGUUCGGUAUAUAAUAACGAGAUACUCAUGUUUCCGCCCUAACAAUGGGAGUCUUUGCCCCAAAGGCGGGAUGGCUUUGGUCUGAAUAUUGGAGAAAGCAUCUGAGCGAACGAAACAGCGCCCCUCUAUAUGUAGCCCACGUACAGUGCAUUCGGAAAGUAUUCAGACCCCUUCCCUUUUUCCACAUUUUGUUAUGUUACAGCCUUAUUCUAAAAUGUAUUAAAUAAAUACAAAUCCUCAUCAAUCUACAUAAUGACAAAUCGAAAAACAGGUUUUUAGAUUUUAAAAAAUAUAAGUAUUGCAAUGGGCAAUGGGAGAACCUUCCAGAAGGACAACCAUCUCUGCAGCACUCCACCAAUCAGGCCUUUAUGGUAAAGUGGCCAGACGGAAGCCACUCCUCAGUAAAAGGCACAUGACAGCCCACUUGGAGUUUGCCAAAAGGCACCUAAAGAACUCUCAGACCAUGAGAAACAAGAUUCUCUGGUCUGAUGAAACCAAGAUUGAACUCUUUGGCCUGAAUGUCAAGCGUCACGUCUGGAAGACACCUGGCACCAUCCCUACGGUGAAGCAUGGUGGUGGCAGCAUCAUGCUGUGGGGAUGUUUUUCAGUGGCAGGGACUGGGAGACUAGUCAGGAUCGAGGGAAAGAUGAACGGAGCAAAGUACAGAGAGAUCCUUGAUGAAAACCUGCUCCAGAGUGCUCAGGACCUCAGACUGGGGCGAAAGUGCAGCGAUCUGACAGAGCUUGAGAGGAUCUGCAGAGAAGAAUGGGAGAAACUCUCCAAAUACAGGUAUGCCAAGCUUGUAGCAUCAUACCCAAGAAGACUCUAGGAUGUAAUCGCUGCCAAAGGUGCUUCAACAAAGUACUGAGUAAAGGGUCUGAAUACUUAUGUAAAUGUGAUAUUUAUGUUUUUAAUUUUUUAUAAAUUCGUUCAUCGUUCAUCAUCGUUCAAAUUCGUUCAUCAUUAUGGGGUAUUGUGUGUAGAUUGAUGAGGGGAAAAAACGAUUUAAUCCAUUUUAGAAUAAGGCUGUAACGUAACAAAAUGUGGAAAAAGUCAAAGGGUCUGAAUACUUUCCGAAUGCACUGUAUCUGAUGCUGUCUGGCCAGAAAUAAUAUGACAUGCCAUACUCUUUUGGUCCAGACAGCAUCAGAUACAUGGUCUACACCAGGGUUCCCCAACUGGCGGCCCGCGGGCUAAAUAGUUUAUAUACACUACCGGUCAAAAGUUUUAGAACACCUACUCAUUCAACAUUUAUUCUUUUUUUAAACUAUUUUCUACAUUGUAGAAUAAUAGUGAAGACAUCAAAACUAUUAAAUAACACAUAUGGAAUCAUGUAGUAACCAAAAAAGUGUUAAACAAAUCAAAAUAUAUUUUAUAUUUGAGAUUCUUCAAAUAGCCACCCUUUGCCUUGAUGACAGCUUUGCACACUCUUGGCAUUCUCUCAACCAGCUUCACCUGGAAUGCUUUUCCAACAGUCUUGAAGGAGUUCCCACAUUUUCUGAGCACAUGUUGGCUGCUUUUCCUUCACUCUGCGGUCCGACUCAUCCCAAACCAUCUCAAUUUGGUUGAGGUCAGGGGAUUGUGGAGGCCAGGUCAUCUGAUGCAGCACUCCAUCACUGUCCUUCUUGGUAAAAUAGCCUUUACACAGCCUUGAGGUGUGUUGGGUCAUUGUCCUGUUGAAAAACAAGUGAUAGUCCCACUAAGCCCAAACCAGAUGGGAUGGCAUAUCGCUGCAGAAUGCUGUGGUAGCCAUGCUGGUUAAGUGUGCCUUGAAUUCUAAAUAAAUCACAGACAGUGUCACCAGCAAAGCACCCCCACACCAUAACACCUCCUCCUCCAUGCUUUACGGUGGGAAAUACUCAUGCAGAGAUCAUCCGUUCACCCACAUGCGUCUCACAAAGACACAGCGGUUGGAGCCAAAACUCUCCAAUUUGGACAAAUUUCCACCGGUCUAAUGUCCAUUGCUCAUGUUUCUUGGGCCAAACAAGUCUCUUCUUCUUAUUGGUGUCCUUUAGAAGUGGUUUCUUUGCAGCAAUUCGACCAUGAAGGCCUGAUUCACACAUUCUCCUCUGAACAGUUGAUGUUGAGAUGUGUCUGUUACUUGAACUCUGUGAAGCAUUUAUUUGGGCUACAAUUUUUGAGGCUGGUAACUCUAAUGAAUUUAUCCUCUGCAGCAGAGGUAACUCUGGUUCUUCCAUUCCUGUGGCGGUCCUCAUGAGAACCAGUUUCAUCAUAGCGCUUGAUGGUUUUUGCGACUGCACUUGAAGAAACUCCCCCCACCUUGUCACAACACAACUGAUUGGCUGAAAUGCAUUAAGAAGGAAACAAAUUCCACAAAUUCACUUUCAAGAAGGCACACCUGUUAAUUGACAUGAUUCCAUAUGUGUUAUUUCAUCGUUUUGAUGUCUUCACUAUUAUUCUACAAUGUAGAAAAUAGUACAAAUAAAGAAAAACCCUAGAAUGAGUAGGUGUUCUAAAACUUUUGACCGGUAGUGUAGAUAUUUUUUUUGUUCAUUGUUGGACAUAAAAGACUGUAAAACACCAGGAAAUCAGCUCCAAGUAAUUUGAAUUUAAGAAAUCUGUUCCCAAGUAUUUCCACGCAUAAUAGAGAGACACGUGAUCGUAUACAAAUGUAAGCAAGGUUUGAAAUGAUUAUGUUUUAGUCAAACAUUAAAUCUGUUUGGGCUUCUUGUGGUCAAAUUGCAGUCUACAAAUUAUUUGUAACAUCCGCUCAAAAAGAAUCGCCCCGCAGCUGAAUCUAUACUGAACAGAAAUAUAAACGCAAUGUGUAAAGUGUUGGUCUGUCAUGUUCGUUGAGUAAAGGAUUGGACCAAGGUGCAGCGUGGUAUGCGUAUAUUCGUUUAUUAUAUUAAACACCGACAAAACAACAAAAGCAACGUAACGUGAAGUUCAAAACGCUAAACAUCCAACAAGCCAAACUGAAACAAGAUCCCACAACAUAGGUAGGCAAAAUGGCUACCUAAGUAUGAUCCCCAAUCAGAGACAACGAUUGACAGCUGCCUCUGAUUGGGAACCACACCCGGCCAACAUAGAUCUACACAUUCUAGAUCUACACAUAGAUAUUCACACCCUGACCAAACCAACUAGAGAUCUCUAUGUCAGGGCGUGACAUGGUCCCAUGUUUCAUGAGCUGAAAUAAAAGAUCCCAUAUUUUCCAUUUGCACAAAAAUAUUAUUUCUCUCAAAUGUUAUGCACAAAUUUGUUUACAUCCCUGUUAGUGAGCAUUUCUACAUUGCCAAGAUAAUCCAUCCACCUGACAGGUGUGGCAUAUUAAGAAGAUGAUUAAACAGCAUGAUCAUUACACAGGUGCACCUUGUGCUGGGGACAAUAAAAGGCCACUCAAAAAUGUACCAUUUUGUCACACAACACAAUGCCACAGAUUUCUCAAGUUUUAAGGGAGUGUGCAAUUGGCGUGCUGACUGCAGGAAUGUCCACCAGAGCUGUUGCCAGAGAAUUGAUGAGCCGCCUCCAACGUCGUUUUAGAGUUUGGUAGUACGUCCAACUGGCCUCACAACCGCAGACCACGUGUAACCACGCCAGCCCAGGACCUCCCAUGUCGCAAGGAUCUGUACACAAUUCCUGGAAGCAGAAAAUGUCCCAGUUCUUCCAUGGCCUGUAUACUCACCAGACAUUUCACCCAUUGAGCACGUUUAGGAUGGUCUGGAUUGACGUGUAUGACAGCUUGUUCCAGUUCCCGUCAAUAUCCAGCAGCUUUACACAGUCUUUCAUGAGGAGUGGGACAACAUUCCACAGGCCACAAUCAACAGCCUGAUCAACUCUAUGUGAAGGAGAUGUGUCGCGCUGCAUGAGGCAAAUGGUGGUCACACCACAUACUGACUGGUUUUCUGAUCCACACACCUACUUUUUUUUAAAGGUAUCUGUGACCAACAGAUGCAUAUCUAUAUUCCCAGUUAUGUGAAAUCCAUAGAUUAGUGCCUAAUUUAUUUAUUUCAAUUGACUGAUUUCCUUAUAUGAACUGUAACUCAGUAAAGUCUUUGAAAGUGUUGCAUGUUGCGUUUAUAUUUUUGUUCAAUGUAGCUGAUGAUCCCUGGUCUACACAUUCUGAGACAGGGGACGCUAUAUCACUCGCUCGGAUGCUUUAACUGAGAUUUAUGUGCCUUUCUGUUGGCGCGAGUCUCUGUCAAAUAAAUUAUCAAUAUUUCAAUAUUUUAUUUGGACGGGCAAGGAGGUAUGGUAGGGCGGGCCAUAACGCUGGCCUUGACCCUGACCUUGCCCUCUGCACAUUUUCUGUGCUGCACAUACAUCUGAGAUGUUUGAGUAAGAGACAGACAGACAGAAGAGAGAUGCUGUUUUAUGCAGUAUUGUGUUUUAAGACAGGCAGCUCCAGGGGCAGGCUGGAGAUUGAGCCGCUGUGGGUCCUGUCUAAACCACGACUCUGCAUAAACCGCAAGGAAAGCCGUCAAAUUGAUCUUCCUCUGGGUAUUUAUCGAGGCUAUUAAUGCUAAUGAAGAUUUGUGUUAUAAUAAUACACAUCGAGAGGGACACGUGCCGGGGCUCAGAGCAGAAGGCGGGCGGAUCGAGUGGGCUUCAAGUCUUUGCCGUCUCUCUGCCAGAGCUUGUUGUCGCUUUGAGCACGAUCCACCUCACUGGGGGUCUCGCAUCUGCAGGAGCUUAUCACUAAGUUUACAGGCAACUUGGCAGGGACUAGUCAAACAGAAUAAUGAAAUGCUGUCAAAUGACUCUGACUACAGCUCUCGGCCCAUAUGCUAUUGUCUCUGUUUGCCAAGUCUGUUCUGGGGGAAAGGUGAAAGCCCAUCUUGUCUUUGUGUGGCAGAAUAGGAACCUGUGUUGAUUCUCAUUCAACAUGCUUAAUUAGGGACGUGUUCCAGGAGCAAUCCUGGAAUCCGCUGUGUGGCGGAGGGAGGGAGUCCUAGCAUUGGAAAGCACUGCUUUCUUUUCUCUUUCUACAGUGAGGGAAAAAAGUAUUUGAUCCCCUGCUGAUUUUGUACGUUUGCCCACUGACAAAGAAAUUAUCAGUCUAUAAUUUUAAUGGUAGGUUUAUUUAAACAGUGAGAGACAGAAUAACAAUAAAAUCCAGAAAAAUGCAUGUCAAAAAUGUUAUAAAUUGAUUUGCAUUUUAAUGAGGGAAAUAAGUAUUUGACCCCUCUGCAAAACAUGACUUAGUACUUGGUGGCAAAACCCUUGUUGGCAAUCACAGAGGUCAGACGUUUCUUGUAGUUGGCCACCAGGUUUGCACACAUCUCAGGAGGGAUUUUGUCCCACUCCUCUUUGCAGAUUUUCUCCAAGUCAUUAAGGUUUCCAGGCUGACGUUUGGCAACUCAAACCUUCAGCUCCCUCCACAGAUUUUCUAUGGGAUUAAGGUCUGGAGACUGGCUAGGCCAUUCCAGGACCUUAAUGUGCUUCUUCUUGAGCCACUCCUUUGUUGCCUUGGCCGUGUGUUCUGGGUCAUUGUCAUGCUGGAAUACCCAUCCACAACCCAUUUUCAAUGCCCUGGCUGAGGGAAGGAGGUUCUCACCCAAGAUUUGACGGUACAUGGCCCCGUCCAUCAUCCCUUUGAUGCGGUGAAGUUGUCCUGUUCCCUUAGCAGAAAAACACCCCCAAAGCAUAAAGUUUACACCUCCGUGUUUGACGGUGGGGAUGGUGUUCUUGGGGUCAUAGGCAGCAUUCCUCCUCCUCCAAACACGGCGAGUUGAGUUGAUGCCAAAGAGCUCAAUUUUGGUCUCAUCUGACCACAACACUUUCACCCAGUUCUCCUCUGAAUCAUUCAGAUGUUCAUUGGCAAACUUCAGACGGGCCUGUAUAUGUGCUUUCUUGAGCAGGGGGACCUUGCGGGCGCUGCAGGAUUUCAGUCCUUCACGGCGUAGUGUGUUACCAAUUGUUUUCUUGGUGACAAUGGUCCCAGCUGCCUUGAGAUCAUUGACAAGAUCCUCCCGUGUAGUUCUGGGCUGAUUCCUCACCGUUCUCAUGAUCAUUGCAACUCCACGAGGUGAGAUCUUGCAUGGAGCCCCAGGCCGAGGGAGAUUGACUGUUCUUCUGUGUUUCUUCCAUUUGCUGUUGUCACCUUCUCACCAAGCUGCUUGGUGAUGGUCUUGUAGCCCAUUCCAGCCUUGUGUAGGUCUACAAUCUUGUCCCUGACAUCCUUGGAGAGCUCUUUGGUCUUGGCCAUGGUGGAGAGUUUGGAAUCUGAUUGAUUGAUUGCUUCUGUGGACAGGUGUCUUUUAUACAUAUUACUUCAACUACCUCAACUAGCCGGUGCCCCCACACAUUGACUCUGCACCGGUACCCCCCUGUAUAUAUAGCCAACCUACUGUUAUUUUAUUUUACUUCUGCUCUUUUUUUUCUCAACACUUUUUUUGUUGUUGUUUUAUUUUUACUUUUUUUGUUAAAAAUAAAUGCACUGUUGGUUAAGGGCUGUAAGUAAGCAUUUCACUGUAAUGUCUGCACCUGUUGUAUUCGGCGCAUGUGACCAAUACAAUUUGAUUUGAUUUGAUUUGAACAAACUGAGAUUAGGAGCACUCCCUUUAAGAGUGUGCUCCUAAUCUCAGCUCGUUACCUGUAUAAAAGACACCUGGGAGCCAGAAAUCUUUCUGAUUGAGAGGGGGUCAAAUACUUAUUUCCCUCAUUAAAAUGCAAAUCAAUUUAUAACAUUUUUGACAUGCGUUUUUCUGGAUUUUUGUUGUUGUUAUUCUGUCUCUCACUGUUCAAAUAAACCUACCAUUAAAAUUAUAGACUGAUCAUUUCUUUGUCAGUGGGCAAACGUACAAAAUCAGCAGGGGAUCAAAUACUUUUUUCCCUCACUGUCUCUCUCCCAAGCAGUCCCAGCAUGUCAACACACACACUCUCUCUCUCUCUCUCUCUCUCUCUCUCUCUCUCUCUCUCUCACACACACACACACACACACACACACACCACACACACACACACACACACACACACACACACACACACACACACAGACAUGUUAUGUUCUUCUAUCCUCAUGGGACCUAAAAUAUAUUUCCAUUCUAAAUCCUAUUAUCCCCAACCAUAAUCUUAACCCUUACCAUAACUUUCACACUAACCCUAACCUGAACCCUAAACCUAACCACUAACCCCUUACCUUACCCUAACCCUAAUUGUAAGCCUAAACCUAACCCCUAAACUUAAAAUAGCCUUUGUCCUCAUGGGGAUGUGGGAAAUGUCCCUACGAGGGAGAAUCUUCCUUAUUUUAAUAUCCUUGUGGGGACUUUUGGGGAUUUUAGGACCCCCCCCACACACACACACACACAAACUCCUUUAACCUUCCUUGCAUAUAACUGACAGCCUCCCAGGAUUAGCCCCUAUAGACAGCGCGCUAGCAUUGAGCCAUUAGACUAGGUACUCUGGUGAUCCAGUAUGUGCAGGCUGAGAGGCUGCUGUUAGACAGAGUGUUGGGGUCCUGGCCUCCUCUUCUCUAAUGGUCUCCCCAGUGGACCCUGGGCCUGUAAACAGAGGCUCUGAGCUCUCUAGUGCUGAUGGACUACCUGGCAGGCCCACCAAUAACAGAGCUCCACUCCUGACGGCCUCUGGCAGGCCCACCAAUAACAGAGCUCCACUCCUGACGGCCUGAACACGCAGCAGCUCGUUUCAGGUUAGGGAGCUACCUUGGGAGCUAGUUACAGCUACAUUCAGUAGAUACUACCAGGCCUAUUUGUAUAUGAGUGUGGUGUGCUAUCCCUCUGUCCCGCUCAUUCCCCUCUGCUCCCAUCCACAGUCCACAUACUGUACAUAUACAGCAGGUCUGUAAAGGUCUGUCCCAUUUUCAGGCUGGUAUCUAAUUGUGUGAGUCCUCUCCCUCUCCAGCUCUCUGCCAGCAGCUUGGUGGUAAAUGUCACAUCUCCAGGUAAUAAGGUGGAAUGAGGCAGGCAGGCAUCAGAGAGCAUUAGUCAUUUACAGUCUUCACCCAUUAGAUUGAUGGUAAUGCUCACCCGAUUAGACUCCUCAUCACAGGGCUGUAAUAUCCAUAAUAACCCCCCAUCCUAUCCUCCAUUUACACAUUCUCACAAAAAGCAGAGGGUGUCUCUGUGAGAAUGUGGAAGGCUCUCUCCGACUCUGGGUGGCCUCGUUUAAAUGGCAAAGAGCUGUCAGUCAUUAAAGCAAGUGUCACAGGGAGAGGGAGAGGGGAGGAGAAAGGCAGUACACACACAGCGUUUCAUCAUCAGAGGUCUCAAAAAGCCACGGCGCACAAAUAUCACAUUGUGAAGUGGAUAAACGACCCAAUCACUCAGCUGGAAGCAUUUGGCCUUUUCUUUCCCUAACUGAUGCUCAUUCCCUGCUCACUCUGAAUAUUAAUGGCAGAAAUGUACCCCAGUCCAAAGGAAAAAUCAAAACUUGAAGUAAUGCAUUGAGACGUCUGUCGGCGGAGGAAAUCAGUCGAGCAGAGUCUUAAGAUCUGUGAGCAGACCAGUAUCUGUGUUGGCUUCCUUCUGGGUCAGGCUGUCUGUCUGUUCUGUCUGUCUGUCUGCAGAGGCAUGGUUCCUUUCUUUCUGCAGACAAGCUGCUUAACAAAUAUUGAUAGUCUGGGUGAAAUCGUCUAAUGAGCAGGAGUGUUCACAUCAAAGGCACUGAUAAAUAAUGUUGCUGUGUGUGUGUGUGUGUGUGUGUGUGUGUGUGUGUGUGAGCGCCCCAGGCUCCUUCCUCUCAGGCUGUUGGAUUAAGCUGCUCUGUUUGCCUCCUUCACACCACUGUCCUCUUUCAUGGCAGCUCCCAGGAGGCCUUGGGGCUGGCUGGUAAAGGCCCAACAGUGGGCAGCCAAUGCCUUACACACUGUCUGGGCAUGGUGCCAGGUGCAGCCCACGGUGUGUGUAUGCAGUGUGUGCGUGCAUCCAAGUGUGUGUGUGUGUGUGUGUGUGCGUAUUGCUUUGCAUGUGUUUGUGUACAUGCGUGCGUGUGUGUGCACCUACGUAGCCCCCAGUGUUUCCAUUCUCCCUGUUUCUGUAGAUAACAACCCCGUCUACGCCAACGCAAGCCAAGUUGGACACGCUCCCGACCCCAAUACAAUAUACCAACCACGGAGCAGGCAAACUGUAAGCGAAGGUGUUAGAGGAUGAAGCCGAAACCAGGGCUUAUUUGGGUGUGAUCUAAACAGACAUGGUGCUAGAAUGACUGCAAUUCAUUGAUUAUUGAAUGUUAUGGACACAGCUUUGUAGAACCAAAACAUACACAGCCUCUGCUCAACAAACUCGAUCUCGAGAACGAAUCGUUUAGGUGGCUGCAGUUGGCGAACGACUGUGCUUAUCACCUUGUCUGGCUACCAAGACUCCUUGCUCGGCCAAACGCUACACUACGCCCACGGACGUUAGUUUCUUCUCCGCAAUGAGAAGUGUGUAGCGAACGACAGAGCAGCGGAAUAAUUUAGUGUGAGUCUUCAACCUACUUAUCACCCUCACAGCAGUCAAGCAAUGCGUUCCGCAUAGAGUUGUUCACAAUCUAGUCCGGUUACGGCCACAACUCGUUUCAAAUGUAUCAAGAAAUAAUCUUAUUUGUAUGCCUAGCAAUCAACAAAUGUACAUUGUUUAAACACACGUUUACAAGUCUCAGUCAUAAAUGACAGCUCUAAUAAACCUCCUAUGGUAAAUGACAUGAACGAGAAGCUCGUUUUCAGUUCAUCCUUCGCCGGUAGGGGGUCCCACGUGCUCUGGGCAUUACAGACUCAAAUGAACAAAAUUAGUCGAAAGAUUAGUUUUUUGUCUGAACAAGUCCGAAAAAUCAGUCAGUAAAAAUAGCCAAACUUCCCAGCACUACUUAAUCUUUACCCACUUUUUGGAAAUAUAGCUUAUAGCUUAUAUUAUACAGUAUGGCUGCAAAAACCAACUAGGUCGCUGUUGCAAAACAGGCUUUGUUUUCAAUGUCUACCUGGCUCAAUAAAAAGACAUUUGGACAAUAGCACACCUCCUUACAUCAUACUGUUCAAUGCAAUUGUGUGGAACAGCAGAGUAUUAUUUGAUGAUAAAACCUACUUGGGCAGCAGAGACUGUGUGGGCUGACCUCAGCUGUGGAGGGAACAGAGAUCUAGCUGUCUACUCACUCCAUGACAUCUGGAUGAUACUUAAAAUCCCAGAGGUUUACAGCAGGCUCAAUGAUUGUCACAUUAUCUCUCACCUCUGCUCUGUCUAAUUCAUCCUAUGAGUGAAAAUGGGCCUCCCCCUUAUCCACACACACAAACACAGGCACUGCUGUUGGGAAAUUUGAAAGCAUGAUGAAUGAAUAUGUGGCGAAUUGCCAUAGAGCGUUGAAGUGAGCAGCCAAACUCCACACACACACCACACAGCACAACACACAACAUCACACACACAAGACGGCACACACACACCACACACACACACACCACACACACACAAACACACCCAGCACACACACACACACACAACACACACACCAACACACAAUACACCACAGCCACACACACACACACACACAAACACACACACACACACACACACACACACACACAACACACACACACACACACACACACACACACACACACACACACACACACCGUAGCCCAGUGUGUGAGUGCGUUAUCUUGGAGUCUGCUGGGCGUAGAAGGGGAGAUUAGUGUCUGUAGCCCUGCAGAUGUGUUCAGUUGCCUAAUCACACAGGCCUCCACAGUGUGUUUGCAUGUGUGUGGGUGUGCACGUGCAUGCCUAUAUGCGUGUGUGCACGUGCCAAUUUGUUUGGUGCUAAGGCAAUUCGCCAUUCAUUCAACUUGCAUUCCCACAUUCUGCACAUGUGCAAGUGUGUGUGUGUUAGGGCAUGAGGGUACUGCUGUAGUUACCCUGUCACCACAUGUUAAGUAUUGCUUCCUAUUAUAAGGGGGUGCAAAACAAUUUGCUACAUGUUGUUCCCCAUAUUGAGAACAAAUACAGACUAGAUUGCUUUGAGCGCUGGCCAUUGGAAGGUUGUGAAUACUGAUAGUGAGCGAGGAUAAUGCAUUCUGCUGGAGCUGUGUGUUUUCAGAACCACGGACAGCUUUCCUCCGGAGUGAUCCACUUCAAGCUUUCAUCUGUUCUCCUCUGGGCAUGUAGAGAGGUGUCUGAUGACUCUAUUAUCACAGCACGGCGUUGUGGAGAACAGUCCACUACAAGCUACUGCAUCAUAUGGAGAGCAGCUCUGUGUAAUAUAAGUGGACUGGACAGCCUCUCUGCAGCUAGCGCUCAUCCACUUACAAACACACACACACACACACCCUCCUCUCCUUGGCCCCUCUCCUCUGAGCUCCUCUCAGGCCGGCCUGGAAGUGUUUGCAUGCUAAGCAGGGUUCCAUAAGGCCCUAUUUGCACUGCCCAAUUUACUGGUGUCGCUUUAGAUGGGUUGGGGGAAAACCUGAGGCCAUCUCUCUCCGAUCCCCACUCUGCAGGGGUUGGAGGGAAAGGGGGGCUGGGUUGACAGAUAAACCCUGAACCCCCAUCCCCAAACACGGAUGCAUACACACGCACGCGCACACACUCUCUCUGUUUCCCUCACACACCCUCCGUAGACACAGUGAAUGGGUGCAGCUGAGCACCGCCAUACAGUAAACCCCAAGGAAGAUGGAUGGAGAGAGGGGGAGAUGAGAUGGAGGGAGUGAGAGGCUCAGUGCUUUCUGACAGGGAUGAAGGGACAGGGAGAAACGGGAUGGAUAGAGGGAGAGAGAUAGAGAGUGAGAAAGAGGGAUGAAGCGGGAGGCAGAGGGAUGGAGGACGAGGCUCAGUGCUGACAGGGAUGAAGGGAAAGGAAGAGAGAAAUGGAUGGAGAGAAAGUAGGAAAGAGGAGACGAGCAAAGUCCUGACAGGGUUUAAUUAGUCCGGAUGGCGUCCCCACUGGGAGACAUUUCUGGGGAUUGUUGUCAUUUAAAUAGAUUAAAGAGCCUUUCACAGGGCUAAGCUGCUUCCUCACACUGUUCUGCUCCCAUCCCAGCCCACUGUCUGACUGGGAUUAGGCCUGGACGGACGUCAUGUUGGGAGGGAGGGAGGGAGGGAGGAGGGAGGGUGGGGGAAAAAGGAGUGUCAUACUGGAGGAGGGAAAGUAGAGCACUGGGAAGAAUGUGAGAGACAGGAAAAAAGUGUGAAGUGUGUGUGUGUAACAGAGAUAUAUGAGUAUGCAUGUAUGUGCAUUCAUGUGUAUACUGUUCAUGUGUGCGUCUGUGUGUUUCUGUAGACUAACACCCCCCUCUCUCGCUCUCUCUCUCUCUCGCUCUCUCUCUCUCUCUCUCUCUCUCUCUCUCUCUCUCUCUCUCUCUCUCUCUCUCUCUCUCUCUCUCUCUCUCUCUCUCUCUCUCUCUCUCUCUCUGUAUGUGCAGACACAGAGGGCUGUGAACACGCAUGGAGGAAGUUCCAUGGCCACUGCUACAGGUACUUCAGCCGCAGACACACCUGGGAGGACGCAGAGAAGGACUGCAGGGAGCACAUCGGACACCUGGCCAGCAUACACACACUCCAGGAGCAGGACUUCAUCAACGGUGGGUGUCUUUCAAUCAUUACGACCUUACAGAAUAUAUAAUGAAGUGCAGUCUGAUGUUCUCGGAUCCUCAGUGGGAUGGAGAAAGAAAGAAAUGGAUGAAAAGAAAGACAGAAUCAAACCCCCAGCAUGGGAGCCACUCCCAGUCCCAGAGAGGCCAGAGCUAUACAUUCCCCCACUCCUCCCUCUUCCUCCCCUCCACAGACACAUUUACCAAAAAGUGUGUUUAAUUGCCUUGAAAAUGGACAUCUCCAUCCCGGCAAUAUAAGGAGCAAAGGCAUUAGGAAGAUUAAUGGGCCCCAUAAUUAUGUUAAUCAGAAACAUCAGGACUGAAAUUUCAUUACACCGCACUCAAAUCUCAUCAAUGCUGCACCUUCCGCAAAGAUUUGGCUGCUUCUGCCUUCUGCUAUCUGGGCUGGAAUUGGGAUAAGAUCAGAGCUGAGCCUCCCGUGUGUGUGUAUGUGUGUGUGUGUGUGUGUGUGUAACUUGGGAAUGGGUGGUGGUGCAUUGGGGACUUAACAUGUAGAAUAGGAAUGGAAAUACUGCUAAAUGGAAAAGUGUCUUUUUAAAGGAUGGGUGGUGUGUGUUUAUUUGUUUUGCCCUGUCGUUCAGGUCUGAGUCAUGACAACACCUGGAUCGGACUGAACGACAGAACAGUGGAAGAGGAUUUCCAGUGGACUGACAACAUGGACCUGGUUAGUGAGUGAGUGAGUGAGUGAGUGAGUGAGUGAGUGAGUGAGUGAGUGAGUGAGUGAGUGAGUGAGUGAGUGAGUGAGUGAGUGAGUGAGUGAGGCCCCUACGGAGGAUGUGGAUGUUAGCUAAAGGUCAGGUGGGAAGUUGAUUGAGUGAAUGUGUCAUUACCUGUUUAUAUGUACACCCUCGCUCGCUGAACCACUUUUCUUCCAACACUACUACAUCUUCCUAGAGGCAUCUCCUAUGUGCCUGAUGUUAUUUAAGAACUGUCAUUACUCUGUGUCAGUCUAUACCACUGGAGAAAGACCUGUGUUGAGACACAUCAGCUUCUUGUUCAGUAAAAGAGCACAAUGAAACAGUCUACAGUAUCUACCACUUUCUUUUUUUGUUCUGUCUGUGUUGUGUGACUGUCUGUGGCUGGGUCUGUGACUCUCUGUACCAUGUGUCGGUGUCGUGUGUCUGUGUCUGUUGCUGUGCCGUGUGUCUGUGUCUUUGACCCUGUGUGUCUGUGACUGUGCAGCAAUAUGAGAACUGGCGAGAGAACCAGCCGGACAACUUCUUUGCGGGUGGAGAGGACUGUGUGGUGAUGAUCGCCCACGAGAACGGCAAGUGGAACGACGUGCCCUGCAACUACAACCUGCCCUACGUCUGCAAGAAGGGAACAGGUGAGAGGGUAAAAGAGGAAGGGAGGGAAGGAAGGGGGGAGAGAAGCGGAGAGAAACUGAGAUUGCGAGGGGAUGAAAAGACAGUGGGGGAGAGAAUGAAAGAGAGUUGAAGAGGAGGUGAAAUUAUGCUUCCGCUGUGCUUUAAAUACUUUAAAGAAUACUUUAAAGGAUUCUGUCUGUUAGGGAGAACAUCUUAGGCCUCUUCAAUCAGUCAGUCUGGACUUGAUCAUUACAGCUCACCUCCAAGCGCAGUCAGCUCACUUGUAGCUGUGCUUUCACACCUAAGGCAGCUCCUUACAGAGAUGGUCUUACUGUCAGAUCAGGGGCUGAGAGUUCUUCAGAGCAUUUAAUCCACAAAAAAAUGAUCCUCCUUUGUGUAAAACAUUGUUGGAAAAGUUUCACACAAAGUUUUGGGGCUGUCUGGUAAAGUUUCUGUGUCACAUGAUCAGGCUUCUGUGGAUCUGCUCAGUCAUGGUGCUGUGAGACGCCAGAGAAGUGCGCAUCCUAACAUGCUCCUCUGUGGGCUUAUUAUAGCCGAUGGUCUUUCAUUUGCAUUUGGGGCAGACAGAGAGACAUGUUAUUAAUAGCCAGCCAGGUAGAUGUUUGUAGGUUGGUUGAGACGACUGGCCAGACUCCAGAGCUGUGUUUAAGGAAAUGGAGGAUCGGGUCACUGCUAGAUCCUCUUGGGUACUGAUUUAAACUAGCCUCAGGCUAUAAACAUUAUUUAGUUCAUCUGAAUGGGUCACCAAAGAGUUAGAGUUAUAAAACUUAGAGUUAGAUAAGUCUCUCAUGCCACAGAGUUAGAUAAGUCCCAUUUGCCACAGAGUUAGAUACGUCUCUCAUGCCACAGAGUUAGAUAAGUCCCAUUUGCCACAGAGUUAAAUAAGUCCCUCAUGCCACAGAGUUAGAUAAGUCCCUCAUGCCACAGAGGUAGAUAAGCCCCUCAUGCCACAGAGUUAGAUAAGUCCCUCAUGCCACAGAGUUAGAUAAGUCCCUCAUGCCACAGAGUUAGAUAAGUCCCUCAUGCCACAGAGGUAGAUAAGCCCCUCAUGCCACAGUUAGAUAAGUCCCUCAUGCCACAGAGUUAGAUAAGACCCCAUGCCACAGAGUUAGAUAAGUCCCCCAUGCCACAGAGUUAGAUAAGCACCUCAUGCCACACUAAUGUUCGGUGUCCACUGCCCUCGAGUCAGAUCAACUUUCCACUGUAUGUUAUUUCUCUCAUCAGAGGUGCAACCCAUAGCUGAUGACACACUGUCACAGGUCUAACUGAAUGCCUCCAACUGGGAAGCUGACCUUCAGUCAAUCAGUCAGUGGCAGCAUUCCAUUUUCAGCCCAACUAAACCGUAUGUUGUCUUGAUUUCUACAAGUUUAGUGCUGUUGUUCUCUUUGGGUCUGCUCAUCAGUGGACGUAUGGCGUGAUUGGCUGAUUACUGGCGUGUGGCUGACACUCAGGCCUGUCCUCUGAGAGAGAGACAGUAUCCAAUCAGUGAGACACGUCAUCUGGGUUAUUAGUGUUACCUAUAGUGCCAUGGGGAAGAGCACAGAACAGGCAGGCAUGAGCCACCCUGAUUAGGAGGAUGGGUUGUGGUGAAGGCAUCAGUCAUACACACAUACUCAAACACAGAAUAUUAUCAAAUAUUCACAUACUUAUUCACAUACAGUUCAAAAUAUUCUCAGACACACAGCCCAAGUCCAGGCCAGAGCACACUGGUCCUUUGGGGCAGUUGGGCCAUAAAUCCCAUAGAACACCUGCCACUGCCUCUACCAAUUACUAUUUUUCUCUUGCAACUCUCCUCUGGGGACAGAGAAGCAGCUCACCCUGACACCCACCCAGGACACCCUGACACCCACCCAGGACACCCUGACACCCACCCAGGACACACGCUAUCACAUACUCACAGUUCACCCCAACUCUGCUGCCUGCCUGCCUGCCUACUGUGACUUGUCAAUACAUUGGCUGAGAUUGGAGUGUGUGUGUGCGUGCGUGCGGACAUGCGUGCGUUCAUGGGUGUUGGUGAGUGAGAGAGAGUGUGUGUUUGUGUGUGUGUGUGUGUGUGUGUUGAAAAUAUGUUUGCGUGGUUGUGUGUGUGGACAUACCCAGCUCACCCCAGUCUAAUCUGCUGAAACAUGUUAUUCUCUAAGUGUAAAGCUGUAGCCCACAGGGCUCGGAGAGUGCUGGAUGGAUCCAGGCUCCAACUGUCCAGCUUUCAAAAGAACACUAAAUCAGCCUGACACACACACACACACACACACACACUCCUGCGUGCCUGCCAGGCAUCCUCAGCCCAGCCCCAGUCAGUAAGAUCUGUGUUGUGUUAUUGAGUGCCAUGCCUUGUUCUGUGUCUAUUGAUCUGUUGCCACAGCUGCACACUAGUGUUAGUAAUGUCCCUCCUAGUCUCUGUUACUGCACACUAAACACAGGGUGUGAAAACAGUGGUUUUCUGGUUGGCUGAAUAUGAGGUGUGAGAUGUUGCAGCAAUCACUAUACUGGCAGUCUAAACAAACCCUGUUAACACAAUUUAAAGAUUUUUUAAAAGUGGGGUAAUCUGAUAUGGCUAGGCAUUAUUAUGGUGUCUAAUAAUAUCAUGGCUAGGUAAUAGCCUACAGGUAAUUAAGUAGAAUGUAAGGUGCUAUGGCUGUGAGCAGUAUAUGGUUCUUGCAGCCUGCCUUUUAAUCACACCCCUGUACUGCAGCCCCAGUCCUUAGUGCUCUGUACUGCAGUGGGGCCUUUACAGCCUGGCAUUAAGCUGACUUCCUGCUUUUAGAAGGCCAGACCUCCCACUGGGCCCAUACUGCAGUCACAGACCCUGUGUGGAGACCUGGAAAAUACAUCCUUCCUUCCCUCCUUCCCUCCUUCCCUCCCUUCCUCUACUCCUUGGAGUUAGAUAGUUCUGAAUUAAUGUUAGCUAUGUAAGGGACAUCUCAUUUCCACCAUGUUCAACCAUGUUCCAGAUGAGAGGUCGGCGAUUACUUCAAGGAAGGGAAUGAAGCACUUACACUUAGUCUACAGCUGGGUUGGUGACUGUCUGUUGGUUAGAAACUCACUGAGGAGGGCUUUAGGUUUCAACUGUAGGGCUGACAUCUAGGGGAAUGACAGAGGAACUGCACCAUCACCGCAUGUCACCCCUCUUCAUCCCUCGUCUCUCACUCGCCCUCCCUCUAAUCCAGGGCAAUGAGAAGUAAGCGUGGGUACAUUCCUGACACCUGUCACACACUGUGGCCCCUGAGGGCCCAAUCCCCUCUGAAAGGUCGGGGUAGGGCAAAGUUACCCCUGGACACUGAUCUAAAGUCAGUUUGGCAUUUUCCUCCCAGAUAGUGAAGAUUAGGUUUGGUGGAGGGGAAGCUGAUCCUAGAUCUGUGCCUAUGGGGAACAGCCAGAGCUGAAAGGUCAGUGAGUCAGUGUGAUGUCUCACUGGGCUAAGAGCCCUGUAGGGUCUGUCUGGUGUCUCAACCUCUUUGCCUGUCUGUCUGUCCCCACUCCUCACAUCAACACAACGCUCUAGGAGAUGACAACAGCCCACGCAAACAGACUAGUACACACGCACACACACACAUGACUCAUCUCUUUUGGUUUCCCUUGAACUUUACAUGUGUGUGUUGUGUGCCGUUGAUAGUUUUGAAGAGUGGAGGGGAAUGUUCUUUAAAGCAGGGCUCUACAACCGUCUCUUGCCCAGGGACAAGGGCAAAAACAGUAAGGGGAAAGACUGGGUGAUGACUGAUGACUGUGAAUGGUGAUAGACAUAUUAGGACCGCAUUGUUAUAAUGUACCACUCAUCCAUUGCUGGAUUUCCAUUUCUCGCUCUCUUUCUCCAUUUGGCAGUGCUGUGUGGGAACCCUCCCACCGUGGAGAACGCCUUUCUGAUUGGUCGUAAGCGGUCCCACUAUGACAUCCACUCAGUGGUGCGUUACCAGUGUGCCGACGGGUUCCUCCAACGCCACAUCCCCACGGCCAAGUGUCGUGCCAACGGCAAGUGGGAGCGGCCCAAGAUCAUCUGCACAAAGUGUGAGUGA